AUAUACCAAACGCAUGGGUCCAAGAAACCAAACUUAUGUGUCAGAAUUCCUCCUUCUGGGAUUUUCUGAGACUGCAGAGCAGCAGAUGCCCCUCUUUGGAUUCUUCCUGGGCAUGUACAUGGUCACUGUGGUUGGGAACCUUCUCAUCAUGCUGGCCAUUGGCUCAGAUGCCCACCUCCACACCCCAAUGUACUUCUUCCUCUCUAAUCUGUCCUUUGUUGAUUUUUGUCUAGUAUCCACUAUAGUGCCCAAGAUGCUGGUGAACAUCCUAACACAAAAUAAGGCUAUAUCCUAUGCUGAAUGUCUUGCCCAAAUGAAUUUCUUCUUGGUUUUUGCUUGUUCCGACAAUUUAUUUCUCACUGUAAUGGCCUAUGAUCGCUUUGUGGCUAUCUGUUACCCUCUGCACUAUGUCACUAUAAUGAAUCCACGGUUUUGUGGCCUGUUGGUUCUGAUCUCAUGGAGUAUCAGUCUUCUAACCUCCAUUUUCCAAAUUCUAAUGAUGAUGAGACUGUCCUUCUGUACAGAACAUGAAAUUUCCCACUUUUACUGUGAUCUCACUGAGGUUAUGAAGCUUUCUUGUUCUAAUACACUCAUCAAUACUAUAAUAGUAUAUUUUAUAACUACUCUUCUAGGUGUUGUCCCUUUCACUGGAAUUCUUUUUUCUUAUACUCAGAUCUGUUCCUCAAUAUUGAGAGUACCAUCACCUGGAGGGAAAUAUAAAGCCUUUUCUACCUGUGGGUCUCACCUCUGUGUUGUUUCACUAUUUUAUGGCACAGGGCUGGGAGUAUAUCUGAGCUCUGCAGCUGUCCACUCUUCCUGGAAGAUCCCAGUUGCUUCAGUGAUGUAUUCUGUGGUCACUCCCAUGUUGAACCCCUUCAUCUAUAGCAUGAGGAAUAAGGAUAUAAAAGAUGCCCUGAGGAGGCUUAUUAGCAGAACAUCUGACCCUCAGUGAUAAGACCUGUUCCUUGUGACAACAAUGUGGCUUUUAUAUCUGAGGCCAAAAGAUUAUGAUGCAGAAGCAGAAACUUUGGAUCAAAACUAUAAAGGUCAGGAAACUCCAAAGGAUAUUGUCCAGAGUUCUGUUUUCCAAACUGUAUGAUCUCUUUUACUGUCAUUCAUAUUGUUCUCCUUUGUGGUGUUGAUU
Molecule: messenger RNA, 1144 nt
Organism: Monodelphis domestica (gray short-tailed opossum)
Lineage: Eukaryota; Metazoa; Chordata; Mammalia; Didelphimorphia; Didelphidae
Product: olfactory receptor 7C1
Biological process (GO): G protein-coupled receptor signaling pathway
Cellular component (GO): membrane
Molecular function (GO): olfactory receptor activity; G protein-coupled receptor activity
Source: RefSeq, a predicted model, not a curated record